AAACUCGACAUCCAUUUCAUAUCCGAGGUCUCGUGUAGUUUUGGUCAACAUCAUUGGCAUUGAUCCACAAAAUUAUCCUCUUUCUCCAUUCCUCUGUUCGUUUUAAGACAUAAAUGAUGGAUACCAAAAGCAGUGAUCAAAGUGGUUUUACAAGUCCUUUGCUUUCCACUGAAUCACAAAGGAAUAGCGACAAUAAUGGCUUUGACUUUGAGGGAAAGAGACAGAGUAAAGCUUCUUCCAUCCCAACUACUCUUAUACUCAGCACCCUUAUCGCUGUUUUUGGUUCUUACGUUUUUGGGUCUGCUAUUGGGUAUUCAUCCCCUACUCAAUCUGGAAUAAUGCAAGACCUCAAUCUUGGGGUGGCUCAGUACUCAAUUUUUGGUUCAAUAUUGACAAUUGGAGCGAUGAUUGGCGCCAUUGUGAGCGGUAGAAUAGCAGAUUACGCAGGUCGUCGAGUUGCCAUGGGAUUCUCGGAGGUUUUCUGCAUCUUGGGAUGGCUUGCUAUAACAUUCUCUAAGGUAGCAUUGUGGCUUUAUGUUGGAAGACUGUUGAUAGGAUGUGGGAUUGGCCUACUAUCUUACACGGUACCAGUUUAUAUAGCAGAAAUAACACCUAAGAAUUUUCGAGGGGCAUUCACAGCAGUUCAUCAGUUAAUGAUUUGUUUGGGGAUGUCAUUAACUUAUCUUAUUGGAGCAUACGUAAAUUGGCGAAUCUUGGCUCUAAUAGGAACUAUUCCAUGUCUUGCACAGCUCAUGUGUCUUGCGUUCAUCCCUGAUUCUCCUAGGUGGCUGGCAAAGGUUGGUCGAUUCCAAGAGAGUGAUUCUUCUUUACAGUACCUCAGGGGGAGGAAUGCUGAUGUUUAUCAAGAGGCCACUGAAAUCCGAGAUUAUACAGAAUCUUUUCAGCGGCAAACAGAAGAUAGCAUCGUUGGCUUAUUUCAAUUGCAGUAUUUGAAGUCUCUUACUGUAGGAGUUGGCUUGAUGAUGCUGCAACAGUUUGGAGGGAUUAAUGGCAUUGUUUUUUAUGCAAAUUCUAUAUUUAUCUCUGCUGGGUUUUCGGAAAGUAUUGGAACAAUAGCAAUGGUUGCUGUUAAGAUUCCAAUGACAACUUUAGGAGUACUUUUGAUGGAUAAAUCUGGAAGACGACCACUUUUGCUGGUGUCAGCAGUGGGAACAUGCUUAGGAUGUUUCCUGGCAGCCCUCUCAUUUGUCUUGCAGGACUUAAAUAAAUGGAAGGGAGUUAGUCCCAUUACAGCACUAGUGGGUGUACUGGUAUACGUGGGAUCUUACUCAAUAGGCAUGGGAGCAAUUCCCUGGGUUAUAAUGUCUGAGAUAUUUCCUAUCAACGUGAAAGGUUCUGCUGGAAGCCUUGUGACCUUGGUCAGCUGGUUGUGUUCUUGGAUUGUAUCAUAUUCUUUUAACUUCCUCAUGAGUUGGAGUUCAGCAGGAACUUUCUUCAUAUUCUCUAGCAUAUGUGGCUUCACCGUGCUAUUCGUAGCAAAACUAGUACCAGAGACCAAGGGGCGCACUCUAGAAGAAAUUCAAGCUUCUUUAAAUUCAUAUUCAUCAAAGAGAUGAUUUUGGUAUUUCCCAGUAACAUAAUAAACCCAAUAAUAAUUUUCCGAAAUGGCAUAUUGAUGAAAUUUUCCUGAAACUGUCCAUUAAAAAAAAUAUUUAAAAGGGGCUAUGCAUACGCAAAUCUGCGUAAAGGGAAUGGCUUUCAGCAAGCAUCACAAUAAUUAUAGUGAUGGUCUUGUGAUGUAUGCCUAUCGGCAUAUCCUUAGAAUUAGGAGUUUACAAUAUAGACACUUCCACUUUAUUCUUUUCAGACUGUCAUGUAGAUUUGGAUAUUUGGUUUUAAAUUCAAUGUAACUGCCAUGGGCAUGUUUCUGU
Abrus precatorius (Indian licorice) is the source of this 1892-nucleotide messenger RNA. Its product is annotated as sugar transporter ERD6-like 5. The record is from RefSeq and is a predicted model, not a curated record. Gene Ontology annotation, molecular function: sugar transmembrane transporter activity. Gene Ontology annotation, biological process: transmembrane transport; carbohydrate transport. The coding region runs from base 114 to 1577 and encodes 487 amino acids. NCBI's taxonomy places the organism in Eukaryota, Viridiplantae, Streptophyta, Magnoliopsida, Fabales, Fabaceae. Gene Ontology annotation, cellular component: membrane. The transcript has 18 exons.